GAACGAAAAGUGUGGCUCUACAUCAUGUCGGCGGGGAUUUCAGCAGUGUAUACGGGCUUCUACUUCGCCGUAGCGUUAGCGGUUGGAUUUCCCGUCCCAUUCUCGUACUUGACGCUGGACAUGGUGUGGAUCUCGCUUAUCGUCGGAGGACUCUGGAUUUACAUUGGCCCCACAUGUCGCGCGAGCGCCACUGUCCGUCAAUGCCUGAAAAAGCACGCCAUCUUCAUCUACGCAGCCUCCAGCUUAGCGGUCGUGUAUCCGUUGUUUUACUACGCCUUCUUGUGUGCUAGAGAAUACGCCAGCGUGCAAUUGCUGCUCACUUUUGCGCUUCCGAUUAUCAAGAUGAUGGAAAAGUUGCUCCUGUAUCGUACCACAGCGCACGCGUCCGACCUGCAGCCGGUGUUUAUCGCUUUCAACGUCGAUGUGUUCAACGCGCUCUUCGUGUCGAGUUGUAUGCGCAACUCGACGUCCAUGUCGGUGACUACGACGCUCAUGAUGGCCGACUUUGUUGGAGCCUGCGCGGCGCUCUACGGACUUCAGAACACGAUCGUGCAUAUU
This is a messenger RNA of Phytophthora sojae, 558 nucleotides long. RefSeq lists its product as hypothetical. The transcript has a single exon. NCBI's taxonomy places the organism in Eukaryota, Oomycota, Peronosporomycetes, Peronosporales, Peronosporaceae. The annotation marks the transcript as partial. The record is from RefSeq and is a predicted model, not a curated record.